AUGUCUGUCAUGUUAGACGGAAGUGCUCGUACGUCUUCUAUCAGCGUGUUGUUAUUACCGUUAGCAGGCGACAUCUCAGAACCUCGUCAAGUACCGCUCGUUUUCUUCCUACUGGCUCUUGGUUUCCUCUACACAAUCAUCCGGGACACCCGACCCGGCUCCCCCUUCCAUCGUUCCUCUUUUCCCGCUUCGUUAAAUACCCCCUCACCGCCGGACUGGAGUUAGCCUGUUAGCUUAGUGUCAGCUAGCCGGUGCAAUGUGGACCACAUAACGCAGUAACGUUACGUCACGAUAAGGGUCAUUGCGUCACUCAUGGCCGCUCGGCAUCCCUUCACGGACACGGACACCGCCGACGAGGCCGUGAGGGCCACCUGUGACGAUGCAACCAUUUGCAAAAGGUUUGCUUCCAGUAAAGGCUACUGGAAGGACCCCUACAUCCAGUACUUCGUGAGAUCAGUCGGGGAGCGGAAGGCCCCCGAAAUCAACCGAGGUUACUAUGCACGCGUUCAAGGAGUUCACCAUCUCCUGGAUGCAUUCAUAAGGAAAGCAGAGUGUGAAUGUCAAGUCAUCAACCUGGGGGCCGGACUGGACACCACGUUCUGGAGACUCAAGGAUAAGAACCUCAUGCCACGGAAGUUCUUUGAAGUUGACUUUCCAACCGUCGUGGCUCGGAAGAUACACAACAUCAAGACAAAGCUGCCGCUGUCCAAACCUCUCAUCGAAACCCACUCAACAGAUUCCUUACUACUUGAUGCCCACAGCCUCGACUCGGACCGGUACUGCAUCAUCGGGGCGGACCUCCGGGACGUCUCCAGUCUGGACGACAAACUGAAGAAGUUCCAGCUGAAUCCAGAAUUACCUACGUUGCUCCUGUCGGAGUGUGUGCUGGUCUACAUGACGCCCUCCCAGUCCUCCAACGUGGUCCGCUGGGCUGCGGAGACCUUCCACACCGCCAUGUUCAUCAACUACGAACAGGUGAACAUGGGCGAUCGCUUCGGCCAGGUGAUGGUGGAGAACCUUCAGCGUCGCCAGUGCAGCUUGGCAGGAGUGGAGGCGUGUCGCUCUCUGGACUCUCAGAAGGAGCGUUUCCUGAAGACGGGCUGGGAGCACGCGGACGCUCUGGACAUGAUGGCGGUGUACAGUAGGCUGCCCCACGCCGACAUGGAAAGAAUUGAGAGUCUGGAGUUCCUGGAUGAGAAGGAGCUGCUGCAACAACUGCUGCAGCACUACAGCAUCUGCUGGGCCUCCAAAGACAAGCUCAACCUGGGUCUGUCACAGUUGGCCUUUUGAGGGUGAAACUCCAGCGAUGGACGUGCUGCACACUCGUCAACGCCAUCAAAGUCCAUCGAAGAUGGGCCUGUGAAGAAGAAGUUGGUGGUGGGGGGGAGGAGCUUCCUGUGUUACCUCACGAUGCGAUGAGUACCUGGAGGCUUCGUGCUGCACGUCGGCACCGAGGAACCAACCACGAGUUGGUCUUCGUUCAUUCGCUUACAGACAAUUUGCACUUAAACAGAAAUAUGAUUUCAAAGUCUGUUUUACUGUUUUUUUUAUGUGCCGCUCCUUUUUUUACACAGCGCUCACACAUGCAUGUGAUAGAGCUGGUUUAAAACUGGACAAAACUACUGCUUCAUUUACAUUUACCCAUCAAUGUGUGAUAUUAUUAUUAAGCCUGGUUUUCAACCAGCAAAGAGGACAAAGUGUGUAAUAGAUUACAUUCAAUGAUCGAUGUGCAGGAGGAGUUGAAUAAAAAUCUUCAUUUUGGUGACCUUG
Molecule: messenger RNA, 1770 nt
Organism: Pungitius pungitius (ninespine stickleback)
Lineage: Eukaryota; Metazoa; Chordata; Actinopteri; Perciformes; Gasterosteidae
Gene: lcmt1
Product: leucine carboxyl methyltransferase 1
Exons: 11
Coding region: 313-1290 (325 amino acids)
Biological process (GO): C-terminal protein methylation
Cellular component (GO): cytosol
Molecular function (GO): protein C-terminal leucine carboxyl O-methyltransferase activity
Source: RefSeq, a predicted model, not a curated record